AUGUCUGCCGAAGGUCUGGACUGUGAGCGCGUGGGCCCCAUGCGAGAUGAAGGACGCGAGAGCUUGGAUCACUGCAAGCAGGCCUGCCGAGAAAAUCACUUCUGCAACCUCAUCAACUACCGCGAAAGCGCCCGGAACUGCGAUCUUCGCUACUGCUUGAACGCCUCAUCGCCGAUUCUGGGAGAUAACCCCGAUGUGGACGCCCAUGCUCUCAUUGAGUUCGACGACACAGAUGAGCUUCUGGACCCGACGCAUGAUGGCUACGUCAUGUUUGGGGCACCAGAUGCCGUGGGCGAAGGUGGCAUCGCCUAUGGUGGAUGCGCUGCAGGCCGGGAUGUUCCUACCGCAGGCGUAUGGAUCACCAUUCCUGAGACGCACCUGCCCAGGACCCGAACGCUGCGGUGGCAGGUGGCACAAA
Molecule: messenger RNA, 418 nt
Organism: Symbiodinium pilosum
Lineage: Eukaryota; Dinophyceae; Suessiales; Symbiodiniaceae
Source: the annotation of a GenBank genome assembly